Molecule: messenger RNA, 1632 nt
Organism: Puccinia graminis f. sp. tritici CRL 75-36-700-3
Lineage: Eukaryota; Fungi; Basidiomycota; Pucciniomycetes; Pucciniales; Pucciniaceae
Exons: 2
Coding region: 203-1246 (347 amino acids)
Source: RefSeq, a predicted model, not a curated record
AAACUGCUGAACAGCAAGACAUCGAGGAUAGGUAGACAAAAUGCGUUGAACUCUGACCUGUCUCACUGUUUUCUGCUAGUUUUGACAUCUUCGUCAUGCUUGGUCUGCUUACCUCAGGUCGAAACAUAUUGAGAUAAAUCGAAUCUAUAUCAAUUUACAUUCGAAUCGAGAAAGGGUUUUUUAGUGCCUUGGCAGUGAAAUAAUGAUGAGAAUGUUUUCGGUCUUUUCCAGGGGUACCCUUCAAACCUGCGCGCCAACGAGCCUACUUUCAACUAUCUCCAAACCACCAUCGCCCAAUGUACUCAGAAGUCGAGGUCAACGCUAUCUUUCACAGCGCCGUCCCAAACCUUCGACGUUCAAGAACAAAUCCUCGAAGGGAGUCGCAAUCGACCCAGUACUCGAGGAUGAUUCGCAAAAUUUGACAAAACUAUCAUUUGAGGCGCCCGCCAAGUUAAGAAGGCAGGCCUUGGAGAUGUACGCCCAAUGCAAGCUGAGCGAAAGAGAUCCUACCACCCGGUUUGCGAUCGUUCGUCAGAUGAGGAACCUGGAUCUACCGCCCCACCAGGAGCUAUGGCAAGGGAUCAAUGCGACGGACGAGCUGGCGUUGUACCGAUGGGUGGACGAGGCGUUCGGCCAACUGAUAUACCAGAAGGGUCUUUGGCGACCGAGCAAAGAUUGGGGCCCUGAGGACGACGAGGCAGAAGCUAUUCAACGGGUCGAGAACCUCAGCUUACUACGGACCGCCUACGAGGAGCAGAUCUUGAAUCCAUUGAAGGAGCGCUUCGGGACCUCGGAGGUGACCAUCGCCCUUUCGGAGCUCAGGGAUGAUCAGAAACUUUACAAGGAACCCGCCAUCAUCUGGCAGUCUGUCAACCGGAAGACCAACGAGAUCUCGCUGGAAUGGAUGAGCGAAUAUACCGCCGAUGUGGUCUGGCCUGGACUCGUGAGCUGUCAACCUAGUUACCAGGUAGCACGUAGAUACUGGGAAGCCGAAGCUAGACACUUCUCCAACUUGAUCGGUGGCGUCGCUCGUGGAAUGGGCGAAAACGGAGAAAUGUUGCCCUGUAAUUCCCAGGAUAAUGAUGACCUGGGUCAAACUGAUUCCUCACUAGAUGAGAAUAUCCAUGAAUUUCAAUCCCCUAUCCUUUCUUCAGCUCAAGCAAACAAGCAGGCUGCCGAAGCCGUACUCAUCAAGAAAUUCCUCGAAGAAAGAAACAUGUCUUCGAAAACAACUGUGAAACGAUAAUCAAACCCGUUGAAGUUCUAAAUAGAGUUCAUUUUGACAACAAUGGGCACACAAUAUGUAACUUACCUGGUCUUGAUACUCUAGUUUGAUUCCUUUCCAAUUGCUCCAUGUAAUUAUCACAAUUCUACUUACCUGUUGAAACUAAUCCAUCAAUUGGUCUAACACAUUAUUAGAGUCUCAUUGGAUCUCUUUCCUAUAUUUAUAAUUCUCAGUUGUUCAGGAAACCGGAUGUAGGAGGACCAUGGCUCGGUCUAUUUUUGGAGACAAUCGCUCAAACAAUGGCUGCUGCAGUCUUCAUUGCAACUUCUAGCAAGGCUCUUCAUCUGAUAUCAUGAGUUAUACCUGUAAUAUAUGUUUACACAGUGUAGAGGAUAAUUGAUAUUGUG